This is a messenger RNA of Penicillium salamii, 939 nucleotides long. NCBI's taxonomy places the organism in Eukaryota, Fungi, Ascomycota, Eurotiomycetes, Eurotiales, Aspergillaceae. The record is from the annotation of a GenBank genome assembly.
AUGCUCAACUCAACCGGAGAAAUGGAGUCCACACACGGGCCAUCUCCCAAUGACCAAGAACAAACCCUAUACGAAUUUGAAUCAGGUUUCACAGAGCAUACAAGCUUCCACUCCAACGUGAGCGAGAUAUCAAACCCGUCUGACUACAAGCCCUUGGGCGUGACGCAUAUCAUCUCGCAGGGGCAAUCCCUCAUAGGAUUACUCAAUGACAAUCAAGUCCUCAAAUACCCCAGUGAUCCAAACAACAAGGAGUACCAAGAGGUAAUUCGAAAGGAAGCAGCAAUCUUGCAACGUAUCGGAGCACACCCUCGAAUCGUGGGUUUCCUGGGUCUGAAUGAAUUUGGCAUCAGGCUGCGCUACUACCCCCAAGGGUCGCUUCGCAGAUAUCUCAAAUACCACCCGUACGUCAGAGUCUCCAAGAAAUUGGAUUGGUGUGAGCAACUUGCUUCUGCCGUCGGGCUGGUCCACUCGAAGAAUGUGAUCCACUGCGAUAUCUGUCUUCACAAUGUGCUUCUGAACGACAAUCUUGAAGUCCUGCUUGCCGAUUUUCAAGGCAUUCUCCUAUCGCGCGACAACACGGUCGCGCUUGAUGGUCUCACGCGCGAGUGUCCAAAGUCAUACAUGCCUCGUGAAGAUAUUCACCACGCGAGUGUCAAGACGGAUUUGUUCGCCCUUGGUUCGGCGAUUUAUCACAUCAUCAAUGGGCACGAAGUGUUUCCCGAGCUUAGAAAUCUCCACGACGGCGAAGAGAUACUGCAUCGUUUCAUGGAUGGGACUUAUCCCGGUUCUGACUAUGUGGCCAGCUCUGUUGUUGAAAAAUGUUGGAAAGGAGAGUACACGGAUGCCAAGGAGGUGUCGAUUGAUCUGGCCGAGCUUCAGCAGGCUGCACGGCAAGCAGAUUCAGGGAACUUGAAAAGAGACCUCAUAUUGCAGUGGUGA